Molecule: messenger RNA, 5548 nt
Organism: Corticium candelabrum
Lineage: Eukaryota; Metazoa; Porifera; Homoscleromorpha; Homosclerophorida; Plakinidae
Exons: 14
Coding region: 41-5251 (1736 amino acids)
Biological process (GO): signal transduction
Source: RefSeq, a predicted model, not a curated record
ACCGGAUUAUCACACUUUGUUGAAAUUGCAGUUACUUUCCAUGCCCAUACCAUCAGAUGUCAAAGUGAAGCGUACAGGUUCUUUUGUUCAAUGGACAUGUACACCUGGAGACUCUUUGAUUCCUGUUGUUUACGGCUGUCAAUUUUCUACACAGCAGGCAGCUGUUGAGUUUGAAACGAACCUCUCUUUAGCAGUAUGUGAUGGAGGAUCAGGGCAAAUUCAUCAUCAGAUGGAAUCUGAUACUUCGUCCUGUCAAAAUAUGGUAGUCCAGCAGGCGAAUGACUUGCUCAUCAAAGUUCACUUGCCAGGAAAGCAGACAACCACUGUUGCUGUGUCUUCAAAUAUGUCUGUUCACGACUUUUUGCUGUAUGUGUGUGAGCGGAGACACUUGCGCCCAGCAUUGCAUGGUUUAACUCUUCCUCCUGAUUGCCCUGGCAAAAGCUCACAUCAGCUUCAAAGGCUAACAAAGAUUGGCUCUCUGAAGACUCAUGAAAUUCAUCUUGUUCGUUUGCCUAAAAGCAUUGAUGGUGCUCAACAAGUAACUGUGGAAACAGUAGGCACCAAGUCAAAAUCUGCACGAGAUCGUCAACUUUUUUUGACUGUUCAUCUUCCCUUUGCUAAAGGAAAAAUGACCAUUUCUGUUUUUCCUGCUAUGCUGACAUGUGAUCUGUUGGCAUUCGUGUGCAAGAAACAAGGAUUUAAACCAUCUCUAUCUGCUUUGGAAUUUGUUCAUUCAAAAAAUGGCAAAUCGGUCAUUGACUUGCAUUGUUGUGUUGGUGAUCUCAAAGUAAAUGAAGUAAAGCUGGUCAUUAAUCAAGGAGAAAUGGCAGGACUACAUAGUGCAGCUUCUGCUCAACCAGGUGCAGUAUUAAAGAAGGGAAAACAGCACUUUAAGGUUGAAUCACAGGAAGAAGUUGCUGUCAAUUCCAAACAACAGACUUCCUCUAAGGUGUCUACUUGCUCAUUGUCAUCUAGAGGCUAUGGCCACAUCGCUUUGGAUGCUAAUGGUUUAGCGCCUGAAUGGGAGCAGUUCUUUUGUAUGGCCAACCUUGUACCAGAAGCUUUCGACCUAGUCUUUAUUGAAACUCUCAACAGUCUUGUUAUUAAGUUUGGAGGACUCGAAGGUAUUCUCCAUAAUGAGAGUGUUCGCUCUUCUUUCUUUCAAUCAUCUGAAUUCCUUGCACUGCAAAGAGGUGAUAAACUGGUGCUUCCAUUGUCUUCUCCUUUACAGUCUAAGCGAACCCGUAAAAAGGCGGCUCCGUUACCACCAAUUUCUCCUAAUAUAAGCAAGGUUCAACUUGCUGGGUCUAUUGUUUUGGAUUCAGCUAUGUUGCAGAAGUCACCAAAACAGAAAGCUCCUCUACCCCCUUUGCAUCAUGGUCAGCGUACUCAUCAAGCUGAUAACAGCAAUAGCAGGGUAUUUGGUGAAAAAAGAAUCAACAACAAUGCUUUGCAAUUCUCAUCAUAUAGUAGCUUUGCUGGGAUUAGGAAAGGCCACCAGGCUGUUAUUGGUUCUACAGCUCAAAGUGAGCUUGCAGUGGAACUUGACAGAAUGGGGAACACUGAAAAGAAGGAUGUUUUGGUUCCUAGUCAUAGUAUUGCUGGUCACACAGUUGCAGCAGGUAGUAUGAUUUUGCCUGAUGAAAUGUUCAGGGGCACUACAGGGGGUAUUGAUCAACAUUUGGACCUUCCGCUGCCAUCUCCACCUUUUGAAGAUUACGAUACCCUCUACACGGGAGGUGAUGAUUUGCCUCCACCUCCUGAAGAUGCAGUCGUUGAAUUAACGUAUGAGCUGGGGGAUGAUCUGCCUCUACCUCCAGAACUGCAUGAAAGCAAAUGUUCUCCUUUGGAUCAGGAAGAUGAUGACAACGCACAAGAAAUCUGUCCAGUGCUAGGGAAGCAACCAAAGCUAAGAGAUUCUGUGCACAGUUCAUUUGAGGUUGAGAUGGAUGAGUUAUCAUCACUUCUCGAUUCUGUGGUAGCGGAAGCUGAAGCAUAUCUCACUUCUCCAAAUGUCAACUCUGACACAUCUUCAGAAAGAAUUCUUGUUUCACAGAAGAAAAGAAAGGUUCCUCCUCCAGUACCCAAAAAGCCAAAUAGUGCUCAACGUUGUAGUCUUUUCAAAUUGCAAAACUCGGAAGGGAGUCAAUUGUCAGUUGGAAACAGCAUAAAGGCAGUAGCCCCUACUUUUCAUGACAAUGCCCCUUUUGUGAAUAGAGGUCUGUUUCCACCUCCAUGUCCUGUUCCGUAUGCUGAAUCACCAGCAGCAAAGCGCCGUGUAAGUCAUGCUCAUGAGAGUUUGGUCGCAUCAUCCCAGAACACUUCUAUGUGCAAUCUGAAGUCAGCCAUGCAAUGUAAAAGAGAUUCGACUGUUUGUAAUGUACGUGAGUCAAGUGAAGCAUCUAAAUCUACAGGUGGUUCUUACCAAUACAAAGGGUCUGUUACCCCUUUGCCUUUCCGAUCUCAAUAUCUCUUAGAUGACAUGAAGACUUCUGACCAAAGAGCAAGGUCUGGUAGUUUGCCUACCUCUACAAGAGUUGUCUCAGAGAAUGCCACUUCUAUGGCUUUUUGCCACUUAGUUUUGUCAGGUGUUACAGGAACUGUUCGUGGGAUUAAAGGUCAGGUGAAAGAACGCGUGAGGUCUUUUCCCGAUGUUCCUAAUGCAUUGUUUGACUCUGACAAGCAGAACACUGAGGAUAGGUGCUUAGAUUUUGCAGAUAGCAAGAAGGGAGAUUCUUGUACUGAGAAUGUUUAUGGUCAAGAUGUUAUGGAUACUAGUACAGCUACUGUGAAUGAGGAAAUUGCUUCUUUUCAUGUCAAUGAAGAGCAGGGAGAGAAUUGUCAACUACAGUCUUUUGAUUUGCAUGUACCAUCUGUCAGUAGGACUCGUGUAGAUAGGAUUGUGUUGAAUUUUCCACCUCCUCCAGCUGAAUCUCCUCCUUUAAGCAGUACACUGUCUUCAUAUAGCCCUUUCACUUCAUAUGAUAAUGUGAAAUUAGGACCUAGUGAUCCUGACAGUGAAGGCUGUAAAUUUCCAGCUUUGUUGCCUUUGCCAAUUUCUGAAGAAGUUGUAAGCACUGCAAACAGCAUUAAUUACAGUGCUACAAUAACAGGCUUUCCAACUGUGUUACCAUCACCAAUCACUGAGGAAGCUUUGGCUUUUUCAAAUAACAUUGACAAUGGGGACAGAGCACUGUAUGCAGACUGCUCUUCACUCUGUGGUAAAAAUGGUGUUGAAAAGCGUGAUGAAAUGCACACAAGUAAAGAGAUUAUGCCAGUACAGCUGCCACCUUUCCCUGCUGUAAUAGAUGAAUUGGACUGUCAGUCAAGUAACGACAUGUUAGAUAUGCUACCUCCUCCCCCACCAUUGACAGCAUCUUUACUUGAGGGUUCUACUUCUGCCAACAGUGAAACAGAUACCGCCUCUGAAUUUCAAUUCAAUUGUGAUGACACAGGUAUUAGUCCUGUUCGUAAUUCUGCAACUGAUUUUCCUUUGGUAGCAGAAAUUUUAUCACCUUCUUCAGAAGUAGAUUCCCAUGAGGUGCAGUUAGGAUAUGAGUUAGCUGAUACCAGUGAGGGUGUUGAAAGUAAACUAAAUUCACCGUUUCUGCUAUUGAAAGAGAUUGUAACUGAAAACAAAGAAAUUGUUUGGGAUGAAGGAGUGAGUACUCUUGAAAAUGUGACUUCAAAGACUGUAAAUGUAUCAGUUAAUUGUUGUGAAGCUUUUCCUGAUGAGAAUAUCUCCAUAGAUGAAGAAAGCAGGCAAUUGGCAGUGCCAUCCUGCUCUCUGUUAGUUGCACAACAGGCAAUGCAAGGAAAUGGCAACAGUAUUGUUAAUUUUGCCAAUACUCAAGCUCAAAGUGAAUGCUCUCAAUCACUGUCACUACCGGGAGACUGUGCAGAGACAGGUGCAUGUGAGACAGAAUUGAUGCCAACGUUAGGCCAAAGUCAACCAGGGAUGCUGCAAGUGCCUUCUACAAACCACCACUGCGUAACAGUUGGUAUUAGUGCAGCACCUAGUCAGCCUCUUAGUUCCUCGUUAUUAGCCUCAGCUCCUCAAACUUUGAUGACUGAGGCAGGAGAAAGCAAAGCCAACUGCAAUAGUGACUGCAAGAACAAGUCACUUUCUUUGGAGUCUUCAUUGGCUGCAUUGGAUUGUGGGUACCUACUGGGGGGAGUAACUGUGGUCUGCAACAAUGUAAAGGAAGUUACAUGUACUUCAGCAGAGGCAAUGCCAUUGUUAUCACCUGCUUGGCUUUCACAUCCGCAAACCAUUUCAAAUCAAUUGGAGAAAAGUUGCUGUAUGCAACAAUCUGUGUAUGCUUCAGAUUAUGUAUGUAGGGAAGGUCAUGGUGGACCACCUGCUGAUUCUGUUAUGAAUAUGGAUGACGACGGAGUGGUAUCCUCCUUGAUAGAGGAAGAGGAAGGAAGUGAGAGGUCUCAUGUUACAACAUUAUCUGACACACUUUCACCUUUUUCUGGAGCAGCUAUUGCUUCUCGGUAUGAUAUUGCUAUUUCACCAAUGAUGGAGUCUGAAGUAGUUAAUACUGGUCAAGGAGAUUCGAUUUCCCAUUUUAUAGGGGGGAGUGUUAAUAAUACUGUGUUGCUGGAUUCUAGUUCCAGUGAUUUCAACACGUCUCCAAGUCUUGACGAAGGAGGCGAUUGUUGUUCAUUUCGAUGUGAAGAAAAGCACAGUUCGUUUCCGAAGUUUGUUAGGAAAAGUGUCAUCACAACAAUACCUGUUACUGGUCAUUCCUCGGAAGUAUUGGGUCGAGAGGAAAGUUGUGAUUGUGAACACGUGACCAAAGCUAUUGGAGGAAAAACAGCUGAAUUAGGCCCUCGACUUGUGAAAGCAAAAAGUGAAGAUGAAUUGCUUUCUAGCAAUUAUCGCCUUCAUUGUCAUUCACAUAGCAGCUCAUCUCUUGGAGCUGCCAUGGCUGCCUCUCCAGCUGCUCGUCAAAUUGGGCAACUUCGCUGGAACUCAGAAGUCGACUUAGUUUCCUUGUAUGGUGAGUACAGUGAUGCUUAUGCAGAAGUGCUGGCAGAUAUCAGAGAUGGCAACAACUAUGCCAACCUGCGAAAGGUUGAAGUAGCACCUAGACGAAAAUCAAUAGCUACUACAUACACUGGUAUGGCAGCUGCCAUUGCUGAUGCCAUGAAGGCAAGGCGGAUGCGAUUGACUGAAUCAUUUGUGUCUUCAAACAGACGCUCUGUUGUUUGUGAAGACCAGGAAGAGGAGGAUUGGACCUAAUUCACUGCACCUAUAUUGACAAAAUGCUGUUAUCUAUGCACUGACGCGAAUCACGAACAACUCUACGUGUAGUACUUCGUUUAUAUUGCUAGUUGUAAGGCUUGAACACACACACCCGGUUUAGACGAAGUCUUAUCGAUGGAUAUUUAUAUCUCGUUCAUUAUUUAGUCAUAUUGGAGUAUUUUAAAUUGGUGGUGACCAAUUAUUUAUUCUAACAUUGACUGCUCCUUUAUUGCGAUUUGUGCAUGCAUAGAGGAGGUACACUGUACAGUAAGUACGUAGUGUACUAUAAAUAUA